This is a messenger RNA of Oxyura jamaicensis (ruddy duck), 2709 nucleotides long. It is a transcript of the gene MON1A, whose product is annotated as MON1 homolog A, secretory trafficking associated. Lineage: Eukaryota; Metazoa; Chordata; Aves; Anseriformes; Anatidae. Bases 16 to 1665 code for a protein of 549 amino acids. Gene Ontology annotation, biological process: protein targeting to vacuole; vesicle-mediated transport. The transcript is spliced from 5 exons. The record is from RefSeq and is a predicted model, not a curated record.
GUCCUGCCCCGAGGAAUGGCUGCGGAUGUCCGCAAGAAGAAAGGCGGGGAGGUGCCCAACGGGUCCCUGGCACCGGGAGAUGGGCAGCACGCCGAGAGGUCCGAGAGCCCCACGCCGGGGCUGGCACAGGGGACGGAGCCAGGGGCGGGCCAGGAGGGAGCCAUGUUCGUGCACACCCGCUCCUACGAGGACCUGACGAGUCCCGAGGACGGGGGGGCCGCGGCGCGGAGCCCGGAGGAGAGGCGGGGGGAGCCGGCCGAGCCGACCAGCAUGGAGCAGAUCAGCAAGGACUUCAGCGAGCUGAGCACGCAGCUCACGGGCAUGGCCCUCGACCUGGAGGAGGAGAUGAGGCAGAGCAAGGAGGGGAAGCUGGAGCCGUCCCCGCAGGCCAUGCGCCACGACUCGGUGCUGUCGGGCAAGGAGGAGGAGGACGUGACCAUGGACGCCUGGCGCAUGCAUCGGAAGCACGUCUUUGUGCUGAGCGAGGCUGGCAAGCCUGUGUACUCCCGCUACGGGUCCGAGGAGGCCCUCUCCAGCACCAUGGGCGUCAUGAUGGCCCUGGUGUCCUUCCUGGAGGCCGACAAAAACGCCAUCCGCUCCAUCCACGCAGAUGGCUACAAGGUGGUCUUCGUACGGAGGAGCCCGCUGGUGCUGGUGGCCGUGGCGCGGACCCGGCAGUCGGAGCAGGAGAUCGCCCACGAGCUGCUGUACAUCUACUACCAGAUCCUGAGCCUGCUCACCUGGACCCAGCUCAACCACAUCUUCCAGCAGAAGCAGAACUACGACCUGCGCAGGCUCCUCGCCGGCUCCGAGCGCAUCACCGACAACCUGCUGGACCUUAUGGCCCACGACCCCAGCUUCCUCAUGGGAGCUGUGCGCUGCCUGCCCCUGGCCGCCAGCGUGCGGGACGCCGUGAGCACCAGCCUCCAGCAGGCCAAGGCCAAGAGCUUGGUCUUCUCCAUCCUCCUGUCAGGGAACCAGCUGGUGUCUCUCGUGAGGAAGAAGGAUCAGUUCCUCCACCCCAUUGACCUCCAUCUGCUUUUCAACCUCAUCAGUUCCUCUUCCUCCUUCCGGGAGGGCGAAGCCUGGACUCCCAUUUGCCUCCCCAAGUUCAACUCCAGCGGCUUCUUCCACGCCCACAUCUCCUACCUGGAGCAGGAGAUGGACCUGUGCCUCCUGCUGGUCUCCACGGACCGCGAGGACUUCUUCACCGUCUCCGACUGCAAGAGGCGCUUCCAGGAGCGCCUGCGGCGGCGGGGGGUGCACCACGCUCUGCAGGAGGCCCUUCGCACCCCCUUCUACAGCGUGGCCCAGGUGGGCAUCCCCGACCUGCGGCACUUCAUCUACAAGUCCAAGAGCUCGGGGCUCUUCACCAGCCCUGAGAUCGAGGCACCCUACGUGCGGGAGGAGGAGAAGGAAAGGCUCCUGGGGCUCUACCAGUACCUCCACAGCCGGGCUCACAACUCGUCGCGCCCCCUGAAGAACAUCUACUUCACGGGCCCACGUGAAAACCUCCUGGCUUGGGUCACCAGCGCCUUCGAGCUCUACAUAUGCUACAGUCCCCUGGGGACCAAGGCGGGCGCCAUCAGCGCUGUCAACAAGCUCAUGAAGUGGAUCCGCAAGGAGGAAGACCGACUCUUCAUCCUCACGCCCCAGACGUACUGACGGGCAUCUCCCAGGGCAUGGUGCCAGCUGGGGACCCCGCUGCGCUGGGCGGCCCGGCCCCUGGGGAGGCGCGGGCUGUGAGCCAGGGGAGAGGGCACGGUGGGACCCCGAGAACACGGGGAAACCCGCCCGUGGGACUGUCAGCCGUGGGUGCGGGAGGUGGGGCGCGGAGCUGCCCGGGCACUGGGGUGAGCAGGGCUUUCUCGCACCUGCAGGCAGUGCCCCCCUCAUCUGGGGGGGGCUGCCCUUCCUCUGCGACCCCCGGCUCCAUCCCUUUUGCUGCUGUGCCCACAGAGGGCGGGUGACACCGCCCAGCUGGGGACAGGGCUGGCUGGGGGGCACUGCCAGCGCUGCUCCUCUCCCUCCUUUGGGGAAGCCGGGUCCCCGAAUGCCAGGCAGCCCCCGAUGGUCCUGGGCUCCUGCCCCGGGCCGUGAGCCAGCAGGUUUGUCCCCUCGGAAGGGUGCCCACACCCUGCCCAGCGUGGCCACACAAAGGAUGCCAUGUCCUGGGGAAGGCAGGGUGGUAGGUCAGCCUGCCCCAGCUGGGUACUGGGGUCCUGCCCGUGGGGACGUGGAGCAGCCCCCAAGAGCCGCAGGGUGCCGGGGCGUCAGUCACUGUGGCGUGGCGCUGGCUCCACAGGGGCAGCCCCGACGCGGCUCCCUCGGAGCCCUUUCUGGCACGGGGCCCUGCCGGGACUUCAACUUGUCAUGGGGUCUCCUGAACCCCCCAGAGAACAGCCACUCGAGCUGGGCUUGCUGUGCAAGGCCCCCCUCCUCCGUGCUGCCACCGGGCACCGACAUGGGGCUGAGCACCCCCAGGCUCCGCGGCAGCCGCGUGUCCCCUGUGAAGCCCAGCCCGACCCCGCGUUUGGGGGCUGCCGGCUGUGCGCUGGGGCGGGUGUUCGAGGAGGGGGAGAGCCCCCACGGAGACCCUGAGGGAGCCGCGAGGAACCCAGCAGGGCUUGCGGGGGGACCCCACUCCCGUAGUUGUGCUCCUGCCAGGCUGUAAUCGCUCAUCUCUGCUCAUAAACAUUAUCUGGACCC